This is a messenger RNA of Paramacrobiotus metropolitanus, 2765 nucleotides long. RefSeq lists its product as uncharacterized. Bases 82 to 2535 code for a protein of 817 amino acids. The transcript has 4 exons. The record is from RefSeq and is a predicted model, not a curated record. NCBI's taxonomy places the organism in Eukaryota, Metazoa, Tardigrada, Eutardigrada, Parachela, Macrobiotidae.
CGGAUACCGAAGAACCGGUUUCAACGUUAUUAAGUGAUUUAUAUUGUGAAAAUUCUUUCACUAUAAUUACCUCUCCAUAAAAUGGGCCGGCUUUGGCACACCGUGCUGCUCAUUUCUCUGCUCGUUUAUGUGGCUAACUGCGAUAACGCAGUAGCCGGUGAGGACGAAAUAUCAUCUGCUACCGAUACCGCACCGAAAGCGAACACCGCAGAUAAUGAGAUUCCUCUUCCGAAGAGAUUGUCAUCUGACGAAGGAGUCACCAGUUCUCCAGACAGCGCGUCAUCUACCUCGGUAUCCGAGAACCAAAAAUCCCCAAACGCAACAGCAAUCAGCAGCAGAUCAGUGUCUAACCCAAAUGGAAUAAUUGACUUGACUAUGCCGAUGUUUACGGUCCCGUAUGACAGCUUCCAAAUCCAAGUCUUCAACACAACAUCCGAUGGGUCGACGCUGUUUUACGCACCGGCAGCAACUCUGUUGCCGGAUGGCGCUUCCAUUGGCGUGAAUGAUGAGACAAAUUCAAACUGUCUGUUCGUCUCCUUCAAACUCUGGGAUAAACCAUACAUCGCCGCUGUUCGAGACUAUGUUAACAAGUACGUUCCUCCAGCAGCUAAGUCUUUCCGGGUCUUUCCGUUGCCGUUCAAAUGGAUGCUGGUGGGAUACUCCACGAACGGUUUCAGCCGAGCGAUUAAAAACACAGCUUGGCAACCUAUUGCCAACAUGCCACCGACGGUCUCUGUGUGCAUCCACUGCCCAACCGUCGCGGCGUGCAACGAAACGCUGACCGCGCUGCAGACCGACAGUACAAAAUUUGCGUCGCGUCUUUUUCUGUCGUUUGCAACGAGCGCCCCAAAUGCCCGAUCCUCUCCAGUGUGUGUCGAUGCAGAGCGUCUCCCAAAAAACGAAAUUGUCAGUGCCCUUUCGGAACGCUUCGCCAAGGGAGAAAAGUACAUAUUUAUGCAACCCAGCGAUUACGCCAAUUUUACUAAAACGGUCGUUGCGGCAGCCGUUGAGAGGGCGCUGACUGAGAAUGAAUUCGUCGAUGACGAGGAAAUGGGCCGGUUAGCGAGGGAAAUGUCGAAUGUUUUCGCGUAUAACACCACCACAACAGAGAACUUCACCCCGGAGAUGUGGGCAGCGACGUACUGGAAGAGUGAGCGACCGGAUAUGAAAGCGAGCCGACUGGAAAGUGUCCUAGGUCAAAAUCGGGCUUGGGUGAGCCAGAAGAUGUACGCUGACUACGGAUAUACCAUAAAUACAAAACUUUCUUCGGCGUUCAACCAAGCUUAUGACGAGUUGAUUCAGUCUGGCGAGGAGAUGUACUGGGACGAUAAGGUUCUACUGAGACCGAUGCCAAUGUAUCGUGUCAGUCUCGACGCCCUCCGUCCAAAUGCACUGAUUUGCAAUGGGGAAGCUAUUAUUACGAGCAGUAGUGCCGAUUACACCGUGGUGGCGAAUGUCGGUGGGGCCUUGUCUGACGAUGGACCUCAAGCUACUACAGCGAAACCCGAGAUCAAGACAUUCACCGUCUCGAAAGCGGGCACUCGUUGGCAGGCUCGCAAUGCGGAUAACUUGUGGGCGUUCAACAACGAAAACAUCGUCGCCACCCUUCUGGACGCCAAUGACGAGCCGUUUGACCAGUUCGCCGUAACAACCAGUAACUUUACCGGCGAGUUCUACCUAACCUUGCCACGAACCAGUGGCUACAGCAUUGUGUUCGAGGUCAACCAGUACUAUCCAAUCACGCUGCGGAAUUUCUCCGGCAGCUUCAGUUCAACCGGGGAGUUCUUGCACAUGGAACCGUUGCUAUUUAUUCCCACUUACCGGGGAACUGGGGCCGGCCGAACAGGAGGAACCGUGCAUUUGGUUAAGGGCAAUCAAAAUGAGACCAAAGCAGGCAUCCAAGUCGAGCUGCGCGCGGGACGAUACAAUUUGACCGGGCCCGUAGCGGCUACUGCUUACACGGCGGAAAACGGAACGUGGUUAGCCGAACUGCCGAGCGGUCACUACACCGUCACAAUCAGUGCACCCGACACCGAUUACGCUGCACCGCCGCUCAGUGUUGUGGUGGUACCGAAAGCUGAUAAAUGGCGUGAUUGUGUAAUGACCCAACCGAUGGAUAACGAUGAAAUCCGAAUUAUCUUGCGAGCCACAGGAUAUGAUGCGUAUGACGUGAAGCUGCUGGUCUCGGGACCAUUGGAAAACAGCAAAGAACGUGCGGUGGUACAAGCUAAUGCAAACAUCAGCGCGGACGGCUGGAUGGUCUACGACAAUGUGGACACAAUGUUCGGCAGUGUUCUCAUCAAGAAACAAUUGCCGGGCGUCUAUCGCAUUCAGGUCAACGAAAACAACUACCGCCAGUACAAGGCAGACGCUGAUUGGAAUUUGGCGAACUCGCAGUCUACGGUGCAGAUCUACCGUGGCAACCACCUAUGGGCGCAGUACUAUGUACCAGUCUCUAAUGGAAACAAGUGGGUUGUGGCGGAAUUCAACGACUUCCGCCUCAAUGUCAUUAAUGAAGUCAAGCUAGACAUCUAGUCUGAUGUUUGCGCUUCUAAGGUAUUCACAUCGCUUUAAAUGUGCUUGAGCUUUCUUCCCCGCCAGCUGAAGGAAUGUCUUGUUUACGAGUCAGACGGCGGGUAUCAUAUCUGUGCUAUGAAGUAAUCAAAUAGCUUGCGGAGGUUGCUGUUUUGUGUAGUUUUAAAUGUCUGAUAAACAGAAUGUAAAAACCGCAAUAAGGAGAGAAAAUUCGAUAAUAAAGCGGUACC